AUGAUGGGAAAACUCCCUUUGGGGGUUGUGUCUCCUUAUGUGAAGAUGAGCUCGGGGGGCUGCACGGACCCCCUGAAGUUCUACGCCACCAGUUACUGCACAGCCUAUGGUCGGGAGGAAUUUAAGCCCCGGAUGGGCAGCCACGUAGGCACUGGCUACAAAUCAAACUACCGGCCUGUGGUCUCCUACCAGCCCCACCUGGAUACCCUGGACAGCCCCGCCAUGGGGGAACAAGCCCGGAGCAACUUCCAGUCCGUGACCAGUCAGAGUUACUGUCCCCUGGAGGUGCCUGAUGGCACGCAACCACUACCCUGGAACAUGUACCAGACGACCUCUGCCUACGGGCGUGAGAAGCCCAACGCAGGCCUCCUCACUAAGGAGGUCAGGAAGGUCCAUUUUGACACCCAGGAUCAUGGAGCCCAGGCUAUCACCGGGCUGGAGCCCAAGGAGGUCCCCCUGCUCCACCAGCAGCAGGGCAGGGGCUCCCCGGAUUGGGAGAACUCUCGAUAUGGCCCACGCUUCAUGACUUCUGAGUACAAUUCCAAGUACCUCAAGGAGCCGUCCAUGCAGCCAGAUCUCUUGCAGAAGAAAUCAAUCGGCGCCAAGGAGGAGACCGGCUUCACCGAGGACACGGCCAAAAGCCCGAUGGUCUUUCCUUCUCCUUCCCAGGCCAUGCCCGGGGACCCUGUCCUCCUCUCAAACCGGAGUGUCACCAAGUCGGACUUCCUCCCCAUGACUCACCCUCACGGAAAUGAGUUUCUGCCUGUGCUGGCCAGAGGCUCUGAGCGGGAGACAGGCUACAGCAGAGCAAAUGAAAGGACCCUGAACCCCAGAGUGCCCCCUCCCAGCCCGGAACCCAGCAGCAUGAGCCACCGUCCAUUCCAGCCCCCACAGCGGAUGCAACAGACCAAUGUUGCCCUGCUGGGCCGCGAGGCCGUGGGGAACAAGGAGCCCACAGGAUUCAGCCUUAACAACCCCACCUAUGUCCGGAGCUCCUAUGACCCCGACAGGGAUAGCCGGUACCUGACCACCUACAAUCAAGGGUACUUUGAGAACAUCCCCAAGGGUCUGGACCGGGAAGGCUGGACUCGAGGUAGCAUCCAGCCUCAGAAGAUGGGAGGCUAUGCACUCAACCAGCCGGUCACUCGCAUGGAGGCCGCUCCCAAUCCCACAGAGAGCCUGAGGCGCCUGCACCCCCAUGUGGGAAGAACCCUGACCUCAGUUGACCCCUUCUACGGAGACACACCUCACAGCAGCCGCUACCCGGCGUCCAGCUGA
Messenger RNA from Urocitellus parryii (Arctic ground squirrel), 1278 nucleotides. RefSeq names its product stabilizer of axonemal microtubules 4 (gene Saxo4). NCBI's taxonomy places the organism in Eukaryota, Metazoa, Chordata, Mammalia, Rodentia, Sciuridae. Gene Ontology annotation, molecular function: phosphatase binding. The record is from RefSeq and is a predicted model, not a curated record.